ACAACGUUCGUUCGCUUCCCGGAAACGGAACUUCAACGCCAACGUUUUCGCCAGCUCCAAAUGUUGGAAGAAGUAAACGAAGUUAAUCCAAUCGUAUAUGUCCGAUGAUAUCUCCCAGGAACACCCGAGAAACCCGAGAAGAAGGACUAGGCUCCAGUUCGAAUAUUCUCGCCCGUGCUCUUUCACCCUGUCUCUUUCCCCUUCCUUCAAAAACCAGAGAGGGACCGUGAGACACCAUUGCGAUUACCAAUGAAGUUCUGGAAGAUCCUGAAGAGGCUGAUCGAUGAGGCACAGCCCGAUUGGCGUGACAAGUUCUUGUCCUACAAGGACUUGAAGAAGUGGCUCAAGCUCACUUACCCGAAAGACAGCAGCGUGCGCCAGGUCAAGCGCCUACGCCUGGAUUCCGUGGAGGCGGAAAAGGCAGUCGAAUUUGUGGAACUGUUGGAUGGCGAGAUCAACAAGAUCAAUGAGUUCUUCAUGGACCAAGAGGAAGGGCAUAUCGUCAAGUGGGAGGCAUUGCAAGAUCGGGUAGCAGAGGUCGAGGGCAUGGACAACAAGCUGAUGGAAGUGCAUAGAGAAAUAGUGGAUUUCCAUGGAGAAAUGAUUUUGCUGCAGAAUUACAGCGCUAUUAACUGCAUAGGGUUAGUGAAGAUAAUAAAGAAGUACGACAAGCGAAGUGGCGCGCUGAUCUGCUUGCCUUUCAUCCAGAAGGUUCUGCAACAGCCAUUUUGCAGGACAGAUGUGCUCAAAAAGUUUGUGAAGGAGUGCGACAUAAUACUCAAUCAACUUCCCUUCAAGAAUAACCACCAGAGGAUCAUGGAGAGCGUGUACAAGAAGCUCACUUUAUCAGCUUUGCGUGUAUUUGAGGAGAUUCAGAGCAGGAGCUCAACAGUGAGCACGUUCUCGCUACCGCCUCUGCAUAAUAAUCAAAAGGGUGAAGAUUAG
Messenger RNA from Eucalyptus grandis, 945 nucleotides. Its product is annotated as SPX domain-containing protein 1-like. Gene Ontology annotation, biological process: cellular response to phosphate starvation. The coding region runs from base 250 to 945 and encodes 231 amino acids. The record is from RefSeq and is a predicted model, not a curated record. Lineage: Eukaryota; Viridiplantae; Streptophyta; Magnoliopsida; Myrtales; Myrtaceae. The transcript is spliced from 4 exons.